GUUCAGGUUCUGAGUUCAGAGUUGUGGUCUUCAGGCUCAAAUUCUUGGUUCUUGACAGAAUUUAGCUAUGGCAACAAGUGCUAGUGUUCAGCUGCUGGGGGCAUGGUCAAGCCCAUACUCAAACAGGGUUGAACUGGCUCUUAAGCUGAAGUCUGUCGAGUAUGAAUUUGUGGAAGAAGCUUUCUACGCCAAAAAAAGUGAACGUCUUCUUAAAGCCAAUCCGGUGUACCAAAAGGUCCCGGUUUUGAUCCACGAUGAGAAGACGGUCUGUGAGUCUUUGGUCAUCGUUGAGUACAUUGACGAGGCCUGGACUGGUAAGGGUCCGUCCAUUCUCCCAUCUGAUCCUUACGAACGUGCCAUAGCACGUUUUUGGGCUGGAUACAUCGAUCAAAAGUGGUUUCCAACGAUGAAGCAGCUGGAAACGGCAUCAGGGGACGAGGAGAAGAGAAACAAAGGGAAAGCGUUUUUCGGGGGAGACGACGUGGGAUACCUUGAUAUUGCACUAGGAUGCUACUUGGGGUGGGUAAAGGUAGGAGAGAUAAUAGGUGGUGGGAAGCUGCUUGAUGAAAGCAGGUUUCCGGGAUUGGCAGGAUGGGCUGAGAGGUUUCUUUCGCAUGACGUCGCUAAGGACAUCGUCCCCGAGCCUCUGAAAAUUCUAGACUUCUUUGGGAAGGUUCAAGCUGCAAGAGCUGCUGCUGCUACAACAGCUGCUGAGUGA
Messenger RNA from Sesamum indicum (sesame), 718 nucleotides. Lineage: Eukaryota; Viridiplantae; Streptophyta; Magnoliopsida; Lamiales; Pedaliaceae. The record is from RefSeq and is a predicted model, not a curated record.